Gymnodraco acuticeps is the source of this 2166-nucleotide messenger RNA. RefSeq names its product collagen alpha-1(X) chain-like. The coding region runs from base 1 to 1437 and encodes 478 amino acids. Lineage: Eukaryota; Metazoa; Chordata; Actinopteri; Perciformes; Bathydraconidae. Gene Ontology annotation, molecular function: protein binding. The record is from RefSeq and is a predicted model, not a curated record. The transcript is spliced from 4 exons.
AUGUUGUGGAGGCUGCUGGGACUCCUCCUCCUGCCCUCCCUCCACUCAGCCUUGCAUCUUAACGGCACCGACAGUGACCGCCCUUGGCACCGCAUGUUGGACCCGGCGGACAUGAACAUGACGGAGUGGGACUUCGGGACCCCGCACCUUACCAUGCCCAACACGACCUACAUGCCCGAAGGCGCGGUGAAUUCCCCCCCCAUGCCGAACCCUACGAUCUGCUCCAUCCUGAUGAGCUUGCCCGACAUACCGCUGGAUCAGAUCCCUCCGUCCUGCCUGUGCUCCCACUGUAAGGGCAUCACGGGGCCCAAAGGGGACCAAGGGGACCGGGGCCUCCCAGGAACUCCUGGGAGUCCCGGGAUGAGAGGGAUGAUGGGCUUCACCGGGCCGCGAGGAUUCACCGGCGUUCAGGGGAUCAAGGGUCAGAAGGGAGACCUGGGGGAGAAGGGUCACAGUGGCGGCACCGGACUCUCCGGGAUGAAAGGCUCACGAGGCUACAAAGGAGACAAAGGGGACUUCGGAUCUGAAGGCCCCCCAGGACCCUUGGGACGUCAGGGAGAAGACGGUAUUUGUCCCGCAUCCUGUGAAAGUGUGCCGGGUCCACCGGGUCUACAAGGCUCCUCAGGACCAGCCGGAGCUCGAGGUCUUCCUGGGGUCCAGGGACCGAUGGGACAGAAAGGUAUGAAUGGCCCUAAGGGGGACCUGGGAACCCCUGGAAACCCCGGCAUGGACGGCCUGAAGGGGGAUCAAGGUGAGCAGGGGAUGUGUAACUGCACCGAUGGGAUAAACGGCACAAAUGGACUUCCAGGAUAUCAAGGGUUCAAUGGGGACAAAGGGGACAAUGGUGCCCAGGGUGACAAAGGCUCCAUGGGGCUUAAGGGCAACAAGGGCGACCUGGGUGUGAGGGGGGUCCCCGGGCCAUGCUCAACGCCCAUUAAAUCUUCAUUCUCCGCCGCUCUGGACAGCCCCUAUCCUCCUCCAAACUGGCCCAUUAUUUUCAAUCGAGUCAUCCUCAACCAGCAGGGCCACUUCAACCCAGAGAUGGGAAUGUACACGGCGCCCGUCAACGGCACCUUCGUCUUCAGCUUCAGCUUGGCCGUCUCCGGGAAGCCCGCCGUUGUCGGCUUGUACAAAAACUUCGAUCGUAUGGCAAUGGUGACUGAAGUGAACAACCUGUCCACCGCCACGAUGACCGUCGUCUUGCACCUCUUGGUGGGGAACAAAGUGUGGCUGCAGGUGAAGGACGAAAACUUCAACGGCGUGAUAGCCGGCGAUGAUUACAUCAGCAUUUUUUCUGGGUUUCUGCUGUACCCUGACUCCUGCGAAAUGACCAUGUUAGGUCGAGGCGGACCAGGUUCUCGAAUUAUUCCCCCUGAAACGUAUGAGGGCAAAUUCACCUGGAAUAGUUCCUCGCAAGCCACCACGCCUCAACCAUAGUCAGUCAGUCGCGGGUAGAUGACGCCUCAAGCCAAUCAAAACCAAUGCAUGUUUUAAAGUAGGGGUAUUUUGUCACAUUAUCUACAAAAAUAAAACGGUUUUAUGAUCUGACGCUGCAAUAGGAAUGGGAAUCGCGGUGCAUUCUUGGCCAUUUUGUGAGGGUAGCGUAUAUAGUAAAUAAAGUAUGUGUGAAAUAUAAAUGCCCUAACACAGAGAAGCUCAGUGCAGGACGUUAUUUACAAAAUAAAGGUAAUUAAUUAUGUGUCCGUAUUAGUUAAGAGAAGAACGAUCACUGUUACUGAUGUCGGUCCUCUCUGGUGUUUGGAGUUAGUGUAUACACCUGACGCUCAUUUAAAAAUAUUUAGAGGCCCAUGUCAAGUUUACGAACGUUAGAGCUUUUUGAUCUACAGGUUUAAUGACAAUGCAAUAAUCCAGUAAAACAGAUAAAAACCUGGGGGUGCAAAUAAGAUCAUAGUUAUCACAUUAUAUCCAUUACACAUUAAAAUCGCAUCCUCUUAGCGCUGACCAUUUUGGUUUUCAGGUGAAACAUCUCAACAGCUAUUGGAUGGACUUCCAUAACUUAACUUUUAACCCCCGCCAUUACACUUUCCCACCUCGUAGCCCAAAAUAAUCACAUUGUACACGGCAUUACCGGUGGUAAAUAGCCCCUUAAACUAACCCUAGCCAUAAUUCAAUAACCUAACCCUAAUUCAAUAACCUAACCCUAAU